GGGUGUGUGUCAUUCCCACGCGUGCGGAGGAUUCGAGUGCCCGGACUGCCGCCCGGGUGGGAGCGUCGCUGGGGAACCAGGCUCCCGCGAGUCCCAGCGCGAGGUGGGCAGCCAGGCGAUAUUCCGUGUCCGCUGGACCGAGCUAACAGGAACGAGUUGCACAUUCGAGUCCUUUAAUGAAAGUAUUUGAUGAGCCCUUAUUGUAUGGAAAAGCCCAAAGAUUAGAUUGUAAGAAACGUUGACGCCAUGUUUCGAAGACCUGUAUUACAGGUUUUCCAUCAGUUUGUGAGACAUGAGUCCGAAGUAGCUGCCAGUUUGGUUCUUGAAAGAUCACUGAAUCGUGUGCAGUUGCUUGGGCGAGUGGGUCAGGACCCUGUCAUGAGGCAGGUGGAAGGAAAAAAUCCAGUCACAAUAUUUUCUCUAGCAACAAAUGAGAUGUGGCGAUCAGGGGAGAGUGAAGUAUACCAAAUGGGUGAUGUCAGCCAGAAGACAACAUGGCACAGGAUAUCAGUGUUCCGACCAGGCCUCAGAGAUGUGGCGUAUCAGUAUGUGAAAAAGGGGGCUCGAAUAUAUGUGGAAGGGAAAGUGGACUAUGGCGAAUACGUGGAUAAAAAUAAUGUGAGGCGGCAAGCAACAACAAUCAUAGCUGAUAACAUUAUAUUUCUGAGUGACCAGACAAGAGAGAAGGCAUAGAGCGGAUGGCCCUUCUUUGACCGUUCUUUGGUACCAUCUCCUUUCCAAAUCAUGUAUAGUCUAUAGUUUCCAAAGAUGAAGAUUAAAGUUUUUAUAUAAAAUGA
Molecule: messenger RNA, 797 nt
Organism: Nannospalax galili (Upper Galilee mountains blind mole rat)
Lineage: Eukaryota; Metazoa; Chordata; Mammalia; Rodentia; Spalacidae
Gene: Ssbp1
Product: single stranded DNA binding protein 1
Exons: 7
Coding region: 247-693 (148 amino acids)
Biological process (GO): mitochondrial DNA replication; positive regulation of helicase activity
Cellular component (GO): mitochondrial nucleoid
Molecular function (GO): single-stranded DNA binding
Source: RefSeq, a predicted model, not a curated record